Molecule: messenger RNA, 678 nt
Organism: Pieris macdunnoughi
Lineage: Eukaryota; Metazoa; Arthropoda; Insecta; Lepidoptera; Pieridae
Source: the annotation of a GenBank genome assembly
AUGGACGUUUCUUGGGACGCAGAUAACUUCGAGCCCAAACUUCCGACCACGUUGGCGACUUCCAAUAAAUGGGAGGGCGAAGACGAAGAUGAUAAUGUCAAGGAGAGUUGGGAAGAUGAAGAAGAAGAAAAGAAAGAUGAAGAAAAACAGGAGAUGACUCCUGCCCCUGCUAAGCCUAAAAAGAAGAUACAAGAUAAAAUAGCUGAAAAAGAGCGUCUGGAACGUGAGAAAGCUGAGCGGCUUGCAGUUGAGAAAGAAGAGGAGUUAACUCCAGAACAGAAGCUUGCUGAGAAGCUUCGCCAACAGAAGUUACAAGAAGAAUCUGAUUUAAGACUUGCCAUGGAGACAUUUGGUGUAACAGAAACUGGUGGUGGCAAGUUAGACAGUUUCCACCCGACAAAUAAGGAAGAAUUCACAGAAUUUGGUGAAUUGCUAUGCAAGAAAAUCAAUUACUACAAAUCAAAAGAAGAGUUCCCAGCUUUUAUUGAUGAUCUUGUCAAAGAUAUUGUAGUUAAUAUGUCAUCUGCUGAUAUAAGAAGAAUAAAAAUGACAAUAGACAAUCUGUAUAUUGAAAAACAGAAGGCAGAGAAAAAUGAUAAGUCAAAGAAACCUAACAAAGGAAAGGGCAAGGCAAAAUUAAAAGUUGAAGGAGACAAUGCGCAUCUAAUAUCAAUAUGA